AUUUUCUCUCUCUCCAGUCUCCACCAACUCAUCAUCUCAUCCAAAAAACCGUCUCUCCAUUUUUAUCAUUUUUAUGGGCUAUGGGCUUCUCAAAUGGUAGCUUAGACAACAACAAUUACAAUUUCAUGACCAACUCCUCCUUCACCGACCUGCUUAACUCCGGCGCCGACGACUCUUCCAAGCUCACCGUACCUAACCGGAGCUUAUCCGAUCGUAUCGCCGACCGAACCGGCUCCGGUAUCCCGAAAUUCAAGUCCUUACCACCUCCUUCAAUCCCAUUAUCUCCACCUCCGGUCUCACCUUCGUCAUAUUUUGCUUUUCCUCCUGGUUUAAGUCCUACUGAUCUCUUAGACUCCCCUGUUCUUCUCUCCUCUUCUCAUGUGUUGCCAUCUCCGACAACGGGGGCUUUUGCGGCAAACUGGAAAUCGUAUUCCAACAACAACAGCAGCAACAACAACAACAACAAACAAGAAGAUGUGAACAAAUAUUCAGAUUUUACUUUCCAAACCCAAACAAGGCCUAAUCAUGUUUCAUCCAACAUGUUUCAACCUUCAUUUCUUAAUGAACAGGCUGUAAGAGGAAGGGAAAACCAACCAGUACAACAACCAGCACAACCCCAACAACAAUCAUGGAAUUUCGAUCAAAAGAAUGAUGGAUCUUCGAACUCAAUUACAGCUAUGGUGAAAUCAGAGUUUCCUGGUGAGAAUUACAACCAAGGAAGCGUUGUAAAGUAUGAGACAGACCAAAACCCUCCCUACCAACCAGCUCAAUACAUAAGAGAACAGAGAAGAUCAGAAGAUGGGUAUAAUUGGAGAAAAUAUGGACAAAAACAGGUAAAAGGGAGUGAAAAUCCAAGAAGUUAUUACAAAUGCACGUUUCCCAAUUGUCCAAUGAAAAAGAAGAUUGAGACAGCAAUAGAUGGUCAGAUUACUGAGAUUGUUUAUAAGGGUAGUCAUAAUCAUCCUAAGCCUGUGAAUACUCGGAGAUCUUCUGCAGCCGCUUCAGCUGUUUCUGCAGCUUUUCAAAACGGUUCUGUUCCUCCAUCGUCCUCAAAUGAUUACCAUGAUCAUUCAUUAGGUCCGCAGAGAUCAUCCUCGGGGCAAAUGGAUUCCGGUGCUACCCCAGAGAAUUCGUCGAUUUCGAUGGCUGAUGAUGAGGUUGACAUGGGUUCUCAUAGGAGUAGAUCAUCAGCUGAUGGUGAUGAACCCGAGGCUAAAAGAUGGAGAGGAGAAGUUGAUCAGAAUGAAUGCAUGUCAGCUGCACCAGGGAGUCGAGCAGUGAGGGAGCCAAGAGUUGUAGUUCAAACAACUAGUGAUAUUGAUAUCUUGGAUGAUGGAUAUAGAUGGAGAAAAUAUGGUCAAAAAGUGGUUAAGGGAAAUCCUAAUCCAAGGAGCUACUACAAGUGCACGCAGCCAGGUUGCCCGGUGAGGAAACACGUGGAACGGGCAGCUCAUGAUCUUAGGGCAGUGAUCACAACCUACGAAGGAAAGCACAACCAUGACGUGCCAGCUCCCCGAGGCAGCGGGAUGAGCAGGGCAGCCAUGGCUCCUAACAAUGUUCCAGUUUCUUUAAUGGCUAUAAAGCCAUCAGCUGUUAACUAUACAAGUAACGCUCAUUCGUUCCAGACUAGUAAUCAAGGAGGAAUGCCCUCGUCUUUCGACGGGGCAGGACCAUUAUCACCUUUUACAUUACAGUUGUUGCAAAAUCCGGGGAGUUUCGGGUUUUCUGGCUACUUGAAUCAACCUCAAUACUCAGACAACAACAUGUUUUCUAAUACUACUGCUACAACUACUUCUACUAUUAAAGCCAAGGAGGAACCAAAAGAAGACAUGCUUUUUGAGUCAUUGCUUUGCUGAAAGUAAUACUUUGCCUCUUAGUUUUUUUAGGAAAUUUUUACUAAGAGGAAGUUGGUACUUGGUAGAAUUAGUUCAUAAACCUGGUUAUUGAGCAGGCCAGGUCACGGAAUGGGGUCUAUUACUUCAUACUGACAAAAAAAACAAGAUCAGGAUUCAUUUGUUUAUUGUAUUCCACAUUGGGUUGGUUUGUUUGUUUAUUUGUUUAUAUAUUAGUGUACACAGAAAUGACAUAUACAAGAGUUUCGCCCAUUUGUGUAAUGUACAUGGAAUUGUAUGUAUAAAAUACUUUAAUUUAUCUCUAGAAAAAACUUCAACUAUA
Molecule: messenger RNA, 2175 nt
Organism: Spinacia oleracea (spinach)
Lineage: Eukaryota; Viridiplantae; Streptophyta; Magnoliopsida; Caryophyllales; Amaranthaceae
Product: WRKY transcription factor WRKY24
Exons: 5
Coding region: 81-1856 (591 amino acids)
Biological process (GO): regulation of DNA-templated transcription
Molecular function (GO): DNA-binding transcription factor activity; sequence-specific DNA binding
Source: RefSeq, a predicted model, not a curated record